Molecule: messenger RNA, 702 nt
Organism: Coccidioides immitis RS
Lineage: Eukaryota; Fungi; Ascomycota; Eurotiomycetes; Onygenales; Onygenaceae
Exons: 3
Coding region: 1-702 (233 amino acids)
Source: RefSeq, a predicted model, not a curated record
AUGCAGAAACUUGCUUACUCGUUAAUCCAUCAUGCUCUGAUUGAGGUGCUGUUUAAUUUGUUUUGUGCCUUGUUGAUUACCAUUUCCUUAUGGUCCAAUCCUCGGAGUCGGUACAUCAAUUGGAUUCUUUAUCUUGGAUCACUUCUCCAUAUCACGGAUUUGGCUGCAUACAUUGCUGCAUGCUUCACCGGAGACUCCCAAUUGCGUCAGCUCCUAUUAGGCUUGUCCACGGUCUUCCACCCUCAAUACGAGAUUAUCAGACUCAGGAGUGUAGCCUCUCAGCUCUCCCGAACCCCAUACAUCUAUGCUCAAUACAGCAUCUGGCUCAUAGGCCUUCUCCAAACAGGCUGUGCCGCCACUCCUUUCUUCCUUCCUACACUCUUUCCAUCUAUUUUGCUACUGCAAAGCCUUGACACUGUUAUUUUCUUGUUUAUGUCUCAGUGGAUGUCGCGUCAGCUGUCCUGUGAGAGGCCUGAAUCCAAGACACCAAUUAAGAUGUUCCGAAGAGAUAGGGCUUUUUGCGUUGUGCUGGCUUUGAUGGGUGUUAGUUGUGCCGUCUUCCAGUUCGCGGUCGUCCAGUUGGAUCAUCUGACGGCUGUGAUGUCAAUGGCUAUGGCAUUCUACUCCUGGCAGCAUUGUUUUGUUGAUGUAUCGUCAAGGGGUCAGGAACUGCAGUCCGCCAGCUCGGAUAAUCUUGUGUGA